UGCCGCAGUUUUUGUUUUGGUUUCUCCGAUUGCGAAAUCUGUUUUCCACGGAUAAAGUCUGGAAAUCUACUCCCCGGACCACUUCCAUCAGCGAAGUUUCCGCCAAAAGAUGACCUCGUCGAUCAGCAACUACGACUACGAGUGUACGCGAAAGUGCCACCUGCCCCACCACGGCAAUGCGAUCACUGCGGCGCUGACGAAAAAGUCCGUCUCGGACGAGCUGCUGGUGGCUUAUGUGGCGAAAAUCUGCCGCAAUUUUGCCGAAAUACUGGACGAUCAGGGAAGAAGUGCCCUUCACCUGGCGGCAUCGGUCGGACGGUACGCCAUUGCCGAAUGGUUGCUAAAUAACGGGGCCAACAUAGCGUUGAAGGAUGGUGAAUCCGGCCACACGGCACUGCAUCGGGCAAUGUACUAUGGUUGCGUUGGUGUGGCCUCUCUGUUGCUGAAACAUGGAGCCGUUAUUGACGUUCCGGACGAGGAUUUCGUGAAUCCUUUGCAGCUUUGCAGUAACAUCCCGAAGCACAAGGACAACGGCAUCGGUCACGAGAUAGUGGUCUGGGGUAAGAACAAAAAUUAUAAUCUCGGAAUUGGGAACGUUGAAGGCAGGGACAAUCCCGAUUUCGUUGACUAUUUUCGGAAGCACCGGCUAACGAUCGAGAAGAUGUCCAUCAAUUCGUAUCACAGCGUAUUCCUGACGAAGAGUGGGGACGUGUAUGCCACCGGACAUGGUCGCGGAGGUCGGUUAGGGAAUGGCGCCGAGAAUACGGUUGUAUUCCCGACCAAAGUAUCCGUUCACACGAGAAGCGCUGAGGAACGAAUAAUAGACGUUAGUACCGGAAGACAUCACACGUUGCUAUUGUCUGAUCAUAAUUGUAUUUACUCCUGUGGAGAGAACAACUACUGCCAGCUAGGAAUUAAGCCACCUCCGGAGAAGCAAUUGACAUUUAAGGAAAUCGGAGGAUUGCACAAUUUUGCAGAUAAGCGAAUAAGUCGAAUAAUUGCCAAAGACUUCCACUCAAUGGCGAUCUGCGAAGCGGAUGUGUAUGUUUGGGGUCAGAAUGGAGGUCAAUUUGGCAUGAAGAAGGAAGUGAAUCCGGUGAUGUCUCCACGGCCACUUCCGUUGGAAAUUGAACAGGGCAAGGACAAGCUGGCAGUCGCCAACGUGGACACCACAAUCAAGCUAGUCGAAUCAAGCAAUGCAGCAAUUGUAGUUUACACCAAGUCGAGUUACUUGUAUAUAUUUAAUAAUUUUAAGCGUAGGACGUACAAGAACCCACUGAUGGAAAAGUUCGCAUGCAUUUCCGUUUCGGGAGGGGAGUUUGUAAGCAAAAAGGAGGACGCCCCGAAGCAGAGCAAGCAGCUGAGGAUUCUGGCGUUUACCGUUUCGAGGAACAUCUACAUCUGGUACGAGGAUUGUCAGCAGUUUGUGCGAUGCGUUUUUGCUCAGUCUAGAAAUUUGGAAAUCGAGAAGAUCCUGUGGUGCAAUAACAAUGCGCUGGUCUUGUUGAUGGGGAACUUAUACUAUGGAACCAUAACGCACAAGCUGAAUGCGCACGCAGUUACUCAGAUCAGUGAAUAUACGGAGACGUAUGCGAAAAAGGAGAUGAGCACCACCACCAAGACGAGGAUCGAGUUGAAGCGGAUAAGGAAUUUGAACAACGUAGCCGAUUUCGUGUGCGAUGACGAUGGGGAAAACUUCGCUGCUUUGCUGGAAAACUCCCGUCGCUGCCUAAACGUGCCAGAGCUGGAAGAAUCCAACUACGACUUUGACAAGCUUCUGAUCGAAGCGCACGAAAUGGACGGAGUGCAUGAUCUGGUGUUGGUCGUAGACUACCAAUCCUUUCCAGUGCAUAGGUUCAUCAUUUACCAACGCUGUCGACAUUUGAGGAAGUUAGCUGAGAAACAAGCCAACGAAAAGGAAAUCCACCUUAAGGGGUACGAAGGUUUAACGGCUUCAAUCUUCGAACUGGUGCUCCGGUAUAUCUACACAAAUGUAGUGCUGUCACGCGAGGAUGUUGAGAGGCUCGUUACGCUGUUGCAUCCCGGAGCGACAGUGGAUAAGGAGAGUACAGAUGAAAUGGUGACGCGACUGCGAAAGAUCUUCAAGCAGUUGGAAAUCGGAGCUUUGAAUGAGUCGUUGAAGAGCUUAUCGGACCACCCAACGAUAGAGGACUAUCCAAAGCUACCUCGGGAUUCCUAUCCGGACCUAAUGGACGUGACCAUUCGAUUGCAGGACAAUCAGGAGAUCAAAGCCCACAAAUGCGUACUGAUAGCUCGACUCGAGUACUUCAAUAUGAUGUUCAGCCACACUUGGACUGAGAGUCAAACAGUCAAUCUGACCACCAUCCCGCUGGAGUACAUGGAACCGAUUGUGGACUUUCUGUACAACAACGACUACCAGAAGAUUCGCGAUCAAAAGUACUCGGAAAGCUUCCUCUUCAAUAUGGUCGUCAUUUGCGAUCAGUUUUUCAUAGAAGAACUGAAAACCCUCUUUGAGGUGACCAUCGCCGAUCGGAUCAAUCUGAAGAACGUGGGUGAACUGCUCCAGUAUGCCUUCCAGUACAACUGCGAAAUGCUAAAGAACCUCUGCAUGCAAUUCAUCAGCGUCAAUCUGGCCAAGGUGCUGGAACUGCGAACGCUAGAAUGCCUUGAACCACCGGUAUUGACACAGAUUGAUCAGUUUUACAAGGACUUUUACCAACUUGCCGACUACAGGACGAUCACGCCAUCGGCGGAUGCUAUUUCGGACGAAGAGCUGGUACUAUUUGUGGAAGAUUUCCUCGUGGAUAUGAACGUUAAAGUUAACGAGUCAACAACGAAAAGCAAAACCCCCAAAGGCAAAAUUACUCCAAAGAGUACAAAGAUGCAGCUGGAGAAGAGGAACUACGAAAAAGAGGCAAUGGGAUACAUAAGAGAUUUGUCUUUCGAGGAGAUUCCCAUUCCGAAAUCAGAAGAGAAGAAAAUCUCAAAUGGCGAGAACGGACAUCAGGCCGUGCCGGAAAAGGAAAUCAAAAAUUGGCAGAAAGUCGUUGACAAAAAGGACCCCAAAAAGAAAUCCAUACCGGCAGCUUUGAAAGCUAACGAAAUCGUCAAAAACGAAUCCAAGGGAACGGAAAACUUUUCCAAUCUUAGAUCAAUUCUGGAAAAGGCGUCUUCUCCUGCAAAAGAACUACCCUCCCCAACUGCGACUCCGGAAAAGAAAGAAGAAGAGUAUGACUCCGGCUACAGCAGCUCCCGGAUCACCACGUUCAACCUCAGCGAUUUUGCCGUCCAAAAACCAAAACUAUCGCAAAAGCAACGGAAACGUCUCUCCUCUACCUCUGAGAAACCAAAAGAACUGAUACCGGUUGCAUCGCCGGAAAUUACCCCUGCUAACCCAUGGAAAAACCUCAACAAUUCCGCUGCCGACAUGUUCAAGUCCGAACCGAUCGCAGUAACGUCACCUUGCGGGAAUCGGAAAAUUUCCACCAGCAACGGAAGCUUCGAACCUGCCUCGCCACUAACCAACUAUCACCACUCACCAUCACCGCACGUUAUUGCUUCCUCGCCCAAACCAUCAAUGCAGCCGACUUCCAUCAGUGCGGCAACGCCCACAACCACCAUUGCCAAACCGGACAGAGCUCAAAAAGAAUUCAGCAAAAUCCUGGAGGACGAGCGCAAGCAGAAGCAGUACUAUGAAAAGAUCAAGUCCAAAUCGUUGGUCCACACGCAGAUCGAGGAGCGAGCCAUCGAGGAACUGCGGCGGUUCUACAACGUGGACAGCGUGUUCGAUGAGAACAUUACGAUCGAACGGUUCCGGCCGCAGUCGGACGGCGCGGUCAACUUUGCCGUUUGGCAGUAUCAGUAGACGCUUCGCUUGGGCCUUUGCGCGGUUUUAUGUGUUUCUAGUGUUUAAUUUUAAAGUC
This is a messenger RNA of Ochlerotatus camptorhynchus, 3905 nucleotides long. Its product is annotated as inhibitor of Bruton tyrosine kinase. NCBI's taxonomy places the organism in Eukaryota, Metazoa, Arthropoda, Insecta, Diptera, Culicidae. Gene Ontology annotation, molecular function: protein binding. The transcript has 8 exons. The record is from RefSeq and is a predicted model, not a curated record. The coding region runs from base 110 to 3847 and encodes 1245 amino acids.